AGCUGGGGUUUCCGGGAAUGACUAGGGGAAUCUCAUCUCCCGCUUCGCUCUUCAGAGAGCAGUCCUUUCUUUGAGCUGGAGAGACCGGUGAGCGGAGCUGGGUCCAGAUUCUUAAGUCAGCAUGGGGAGGGGCUCUCAAGUGCUUCUGGGUUUGGGUUGAGCAAGCCUACACAGACGGGUGCAUAUGUACCAGCCGGCACUGUCAGCCUCCACCCCCUCUGUCUCAUCAGUGUGUUAAGUGCAAUGACCUAUUUAAGCUAAACCCAUUUCAUCUACACCAAGCCGGGGCUUAUCCAAGCACGGCCUCCCCGCCCCUCUGUCCAAGUUGCCUGGACUGUGGGCCCAACUUGAGAGGGAAGGCCUUGGGUGGAGGGCUUUUUGUGAUCAGGAAAACUGAAGAUGGGGGUUUGGGUCAGUACUGAUGUGUAUUAGACUCGAGUCCUCACCCUGUGUCCUGAGCCUGAGUCCUUUUUCUUCUUCUAAUUGUCCUGCCCCCACACACUUUCCCUAGAGAAGACAACAUGUGACCAGACAGUCCCAGCCCCACCUAAAGAUCAUCCCACCAACAAUACCAGACUUGGGGGCCCAAGGGCAGUGCCUGGUGCAGCUCCCAUCUGCUGUCCCCCCACACCCCACCCCUUCUCUCCUGCAAUUGGUUUGUACUCAUUGGGCUGUGCUCUCUCUUCCCUGUUUACCUGAUGUAUGGAAAUAAACCUCCUUCUCCUCCUGGC
Molecule: messenger RNA, 731 nt
Organism: Suricata suricatta (meerkat)
Lineage: Eukaryota; Metazoa; Chordata; Mammalia; Carnivora; Herpestidae
Gene: TIAF1
Product: TGFB1-induced anti-apoptotic factor 1
Source: RefSeq, a predicted model, not a curated record